This is a messenger RNA of Charadrius vociferus (killdeer), 887 nucleotides long. RefSeq names its product translin-associated factor X (gene TSNAX). Bases 88 to 852 code for a protein of 254 amino acids. The transcript is spliced from 5 exons. The record is from RefSeq and is a predicted model, not a curated record. Gene Ontology annotation, molecular function: sequence-specific DNA binding; RNA endonuclease activity; RNA binding. Gene Ontology annotation, cellular component: cytoplasm; nucleus. Lineage: Eukaryota; Metazoa; Chordata; Aves; Charadriiformes; Charadriidae.
GGUGGGUUCAGAAAACGAAAGCAUGACAAUUUUCCACAUGGUCAAAGAAGAGAGGAAAAAGAGAAUGUUAAUCCGUCUUCAGCUCUGAUGACAUCUUUUAAAUCAUUUCAGCUGGAGCUUGACACCAGGCAUGAUAAAUAUGAACGGCUUGUGAAGCUCAGUCGUGAUAUAACUAUCGAAAGCAAAAGAACGAUUUUUCUGCUCCACAGGUUUACCAGUGCUCCCAAUGGGGAAGAAAUACUAAAUGAAUCUGAAAUCAAGCUAGAUGCUGUCCGACGGAAGAUUAAGCAGGUUGCACAAGAACUGAUCGGAGAAGACAUGUAUCAGUUCCACAGAGCUAUAUCUCCAGGACUUCAAGAAUAUGUUGAGGCAGUCUCAUUUCAGUAUUUUAUCAAAACACGAUCUUUGAUUAGCGUUGAAGAGAUCAACAAACAACUAAUAUUUACAGCGGAAGACAGAGAAGAAACAACAAACAUGACCUCCGAUUCCCAUGAUAAACAACCACACACUUGGAGCCUGAAGGUAACACCUGUAGAUUACCUGCUGGGAGUGGCUGAUCUAACUGGAGAGCUGAUGCGGCUGUGCAUCAGCAGUGUUGGAAAUGGGGACAUAGACACGCCUUUUGAACUGAGCCAGUUCUUACGUCAGAUUUAUGAUGGUUUUACUUUCAUUGGCAACACUGGACCUUAUGAAGUAUCUAAGAAGCUGUAUACCUUGAAACAGAGUCUGGCAAAAGUAGAGAAUGCCUGCUACACAUUAAAAGUACGGGGAUCUGAAAUCCCAAAGCACAUGCUGGCUGAUGUGUUCUCCACCAAAACAGAAUUGAUUGACCAAGAGGAGGGUCUUUCUUAAAAUAAGGAGACUGUCACAAGUCAGACGGGAAGAGG